Molecule: messenger RNA, 6635 nt
Organism: Entelurus aequoreus (snake pipefish)
Lineage: Eukaryota; Metazoa; Chordata; Actinopteri; Syngnathiformes; Syngnathidae
Gene: igdcc4
Product: immunoglobulin superfamily, DCC subclass, member 4
Exons: 20
Coding region: 395-4135 (1246 amino acids)
Biological process (GO): cell-cell adhesion; axon guidance
Cellular component (GO): axon; plasma membrane
Molecular function (GO): protein binding
Source: RefSeq, a predicted model, not a curated record
CGUGUGUGUGUGUGUGUGUGAAUGUGUGUGUGUUGGAGCAGCGAGCAGAGCCAGCAGCACAUUGGCUUGCAACAUGGCGUUGACUCGCCGAGGGACACGACGGCUCUUCCAACACGCGUUGUUAUUAUUGUUGUUGUUGGGACUAGCCCACUAGUUGGCGUGGGACCGGGAGGUCGCCUUCGGAGGUGGCAGGCAAACCUUUUUGUUUUAUUUUGCAAUUUUUACGGACUCCCCAAUCUCACACACCGGCGAGGAGACAAUAGCGGACUGACCGGCCAGAAAUGCCUCGCAUGUACUGUGACCGUGAGUGUGUGCGUAGACACGGACUGGAAGACCCACGCUGCUCCUAACCCACUGGAGGAACCCCCGCACUCCCCCCAAAAAAAGGCUGUACAUGGCGGUGAAGAGCGCCACUUGGAUCAUCUCUGCGCUUCUUCUCGUGUGUGCUUCAUCCAAGCAAGAUAAGCCUGUUUCCGUGGAGCUGAGCUGCGGGGCAGGACCCAGCCAUGUGGUGUUGGAGCCGGAGUCCCGCCUCACGCUGGACUGCAACCUGGGGGCCAGCGACACGCCGUUCAACAUCACCUGGUUACGCAAUGGCCAACCGCUUCCCCUGGAGGGGAGCGAUGCCCUGCAGUAUGUCGCCAACCGAUCCCUCCUCUUGCUGCCCGCCUCCAAGGAUGGGCCGCCUCCCUGGGGUGUGGAGGGGGGUUACAGCUGCGUAAGUGCCAGCGCACAUGGAGCCCUGAGCAGCCGGACUGUUAACGUUCUGCUGGCAAAGCUGUCCCCCUUCCAUCAAGAGCCCUUGCCUCACACGCUACACGCUGGGGGUACAGCCCGCUUCCAGUGCCGGAUCGAUGGCAUCCCCACACCUGUAAUUACGUGGAAAAAGGACAACGUCGCCCUCCCCGAGCACUCAAGGUUAAUUUCGCUUCCUAAUGGGGUGCUCCACAUUCUGGAGGUUGCCAAGGAAGAUGAAGGCGCCUACCGCUGUGUUGCAUCCAACUCUGCCGGGAGGAACGUCAGUCAUGAAUCCCUGCUCACUGUCACCACAGGCUCUGCAGAAGCCUUGAACACAGUUGUGAUCGUGGCACCGCCUCAGAAUGCCACGGUGGUGCUCGGCCGUCCCGCGGUGAUGGAGUGUAUGGCACAAGGCCAGCCCAAGCCGCUGGUGUCCUGGAGCAGACAAGACGGAAAGCCCAUUUCCACCGACGUGGUUGUCCUCGCCACAAACCUGGUGAUUCGGGACACGAGGCAGCACCAUGCGGGCGUCUACGUCUGCAGGGCCAACAAGCCCCGCACCAGAGAGUUUGUCACUGCUGCUGCUGAGCUGCAUGUGUCUGCCCCUCCGGUCAUUCUCCAACCCCCGGAGACGGUGUCCCUCUCCCGGGGAAACACCGCCCGGUUCGUGUGCAACAGCUCCGGCGAGCCCGCUCCGCUGCUCCACUGGCUGAAGGACGGCCAGCCCAUCCGGUCAUUCCGACGAGUCAAGACCCAAAACCCCGGAGUCCUGCUAAUCAACCAGCUGGCCCUGGAGGACGGGGGCUACUACCAGUGCAUUGCCGACAACGGCCUGGGGACCGCAUGCGCCACCGCCAAGCUCACGGUCAUUGUGAGAGAGGGUCUUCCCAGCCCUCCUCAGCACCUCUCCGUCACCCCGUACUCCAGUACCACUGCCCUGCUCGCGUGGGAGAAACCGGAGUACAACGCGGACCAAAUCAUUGGGUACUCUGUGCACUGCCAGCGUGCUGCAGGUUCUGAUAACGUGGAGUACCAGUUUGCGAUGAACAAUGACACCACAGAGUACCAUGUCAAAGAUCUUCUCCCCCACACUGCCUAUACAUUUUUUGUGGUGGCCUACUCACCCAUGGGAGCCAGUCGCCCGUCCCUGCCAAUCACGGUCAACAUGCUUGAGGACGUACCCAGUGCGCCACCUCAGCUGUCAAUAGCCAGCACAUCCCCGACAGACAUCAGGCUGAUGUGGCAUCCGCUGUCCUCACAGCACAGUCGGGGGGCUGUUACCCGCUAUCGCGUUGAGUACAGCUCUCUGGAUAAAGCGGACACUGUCUUUUCAGUGGAGGUGCCUGGUAACGAGACCCAGUUCACACUCAGAGAGUUGCAGCCCAACCAGGCGUACAGAUUGAGGAUAGCAGCUGGAACAGGUGUCGGCUUUGGCGUCCCAUCCGAGUGGGCUCAGCACCAAACACUGGCCCACUACAACCACACCAACCACCGCAUGGUGAUCUUUGCGCCCACUGAGCUGAAGGUCAGAGCCAGAGUGAACACGCUUAAUGUCACAUGGCAUCCCUCGCCAAAUCACACGGCCGUCUCUGGCUACAAGCUGUCCUGCCGAGAGGUGGAUGCUGAGCCGUCAGCCAACGCAAGGAAGGCAACACAGACUCACAUUGUUAGGCUUCGGAAGAAGGCCAGGUAUCAUCUCCUCACUGGGCUGGUCCCUGACCAGCAGUAUGAAGUGAGCGUUUGGGCAUUCAACAAGCAAACAGAUGGAUCAGCUGUGGUGUGGAAAGGAAGAACAGAAAAAGCUAAUAAAGCAUCGUCACUGCCCAUGCGGCCGCCUCCCUUACCCCCGAGCAGCAUUCAGGCCACGGCCAACGCGUCCACGUCCAUCCGUAUCCGUUGGGAGAAACCUCGCUUCAGCACGGUGCGCAUCAUAAACUACACGGUGCGCUGCAGUCCGGCCGGGACCACCAACGCCUCCCUGGUCACCUACUACACCAGUGCCGCUCAGGAGAUUCUGAUUGGCGCCUUGAAACCCUUCACCCGCUACGAGCUGGCAGUGCAGUCUAAUGGAGUGGAUGGGUUGGGACCCUUCAGCAGCACAGUGGAAGAGUCCACCCUGCCUGACCGGCCUUCCUCGCCUCCGGAUGAGCUGCAGUUGAGCGCGCUCGACUCAUCCUCAGUGCUAGUGAGCUGGCGCCCUCCGCUGGAGCCGAACGGUGUCAUCGCCAGCUACAGGAUCUUGUACAGCGGCAACCUCAGCCAACCUGAGGAUAUGUGGAAAAACCUCUCACAGGACGGGAGCAUCACCAGUGUUGUGGUGCGAGGCUUGUCCAGUGGCAGCCGUUACUUUUUCAAGUUGGGAGCGUCGACGGAGGUGGGGCCGGGGCCUUAUUCGCUUGUAAAGGACGUUCACGUUCCCCCUCACCAAUAUGAGUUGGACAUCCAUGCAGUGACGGGCAUCAUCGUGGGUGUGUGUCUGGGGCUUAUAUGCAUCCUCCUCUGCAUGUGUUUCAGUUUUCGCAACACUAAGACCAGGGGGCUAUCUGGCACCCUAGACUCCACUACUGCGACCCCCCAGUACAAAAGAGGGGGCUACCCCAGUGCUGCUAAUGUGCCAGAGUGCAGCGAUAGUCACGAGUUGGAAACGCUAAUGCCCUCCGCAGGCCAAGAAUGUAGUCAACCGUCAGCAGGAGCCCCAGAGGAGCAGAGCCUGAUGGCAUGUGCCAACUCCGAGGAUGGAGGAGAGGGUCUCGCACCUGAAACCAAGGCUGCUUGGAACGGCUCUGUGAGUCAUAACUGGGCCAACAGAAUCACUCGAUAUCGCGACACCGUCACUGAAGACUCCCCAGGAUUCAUCGCUGGAGGUCUCCACGUAACUAACGAUAAUGUGAUGGACGGUCCAUCCAUGAGCAGUAACCAGGUGGAGGCGGAGGUCAUCGUCCACUCAGGGCUGUCAGAUCCAGACAGCGUCCAGACCAAGGAGAUCUGUGGACAUAGGAAGGACUCCAAAGCCACCUGUGGACCUUCAUUAGCAGAGGACAGAUUUCUGCCUCUGGGCCUGCCAGUAGAGGGGACGUGUCCACCUGAGAAACACUCGCUGGCUCAAAGCCUGCAGAGUCUUCCCUCUACUUAUUUGGCAGCGAACCACAACGGGGAGCCGGAAGACGGCGGGACAGAGGCGGGUCACGCUGAGCCAAAGCACACCCCGGGGCUAACCAAUGGCUUCCACUCCCCGAAGACGCUGCGACCUGUGACGAGGUCCGGGGAAAACGGGGACGUGAGACACUGUCCUUCUGCCCAUGCAAAGACCAUCUCUGGGGGUCUUUCUUCUGCCCCCUUUGUCAGUUCUGGCCUGGUCCACUCUACCUCAGUAGCACACACGUACUUAUGUCCCUAGUCUCUGCAUGUGGGACACGCUCUUACCCAGGAUGAAUGUUUGGACGCACCUCAUCAACGGAUCCUUUUCUUUUGUACCGCUUCUUUCAUACACGAUACAGGAUAUUUUUAGAGGUAGUGUUUUUUGGGGUAUGCAUAACAACCAUACAUUCCUCCAGGCUGUGAAAGGCCACCUCUCAACGCUCGCCCACUCGUCGUCUAUGCUUGACAGUGGCGCUGAGGAAGUGUCUCUCCAGCCUCAUGCUGUCUCAGGGUCACGAUACUGGAAUGUGCCAUUCUAUGCCAUCUUGAACACACUUCUUGUAAAUCUGCAGGUUAGUAUUUCAAAUGCACAACAGGAAACCAUCUUUUUGUGUUGCAAGGGAGGAUUUGGGCCACGUCAAAAGGAAAAAAAAAAAAAAAAACCACAGGAAAAAAGUCAUAAUAUUACGAGAAAAAUAAUCAAAGAAAUGUUUACCUCACUGAAAAAAAGUAAUCUUAAGAAGGUAUGACAAAAUUCCCAAAAGGCAGAAUUUUUUUUUUUUUUUUUAGAUGGUACAAUUACGUGAAAGUUGUAAAGUUACGAAAGUAAAAUCGUGAGAUGAGGUAAUUUUAAUAAGUAAAAAAUGUGAAAACCCCACACAAUUAUCAUUCAAUAUUGGUUAAUUUGACCUACACACUUACUGUAUGGUCAUAAAGCUACGACUUUAUCACGCACACUUCCGAUUUUUUUUAAAUUAUCAUCAGAUUACAACUAAGUACAUUUUUCCUUAAAAAAAACAACAACUAUCCAUCCAUCUUUUAUUGCUUGACCCUUUCGGUCAGCUGCACUGGGGCGGAAGACGGGAUACACCCUGGACAAGUCUCCAGUUCAUCGCGAGGAAAAAAAGAGGAGUCUCUUAGUAUUUUUUUUGCCAAUUUUUUCUCAAAACAUUACUCAUUUAUUUUUGUAAGAUUACAACUUUUUUUGGUUAAAAAAAACUAUGUCUUUCUUGUACGGCUUUCUACAGGCAGCAGUUAUUUUUGUCUGAUAAAUACGACUUUAUUCUCACGAGAUUAUGUGUUAAUUUGCGUUGGAAAUUUUUUUUACUUUUUCUUGAAAUAUUUUUUGGCAGACAAUGAUUUUAUUUUUUAACUUACAUUAUAACUUAAUUAUGGUAAAAGUACAAAUUUUAGAGAGAAAAUUUGACUUUAUUGUCGUAAGGUUACAUCAGUUACCAGCUCCAUUACUUUUUCUCAUAACAUUAUCAUGACUGUAUUCUCCGAAGAUUCCAAAGUAUUUUUUUUUUUAAUUGAUAUUAUAACUUAAUUCUUGUAAGAUUACAGUUUUAACAGAGGAAAUGUGACUAUUAUCUUAAGGUUAUUUUCGCAAAAAAAUGAUUCAUUUCAACCAACAAUACAAUAUGCGUGCAGGAACUGCAACAAAGCAUGUCGGUCAAGAAUUGGCUUACAUAGUCACAACAGGCGUUGCACAGGAAUUGACAUUUGAGCGCAAAACUCUAUUGUCUCUCGAGACAAACAGAUGCCAGUAACAUCUCGAAAAAUCUUUUCUCGUAAUAUCUCCUAAUAGUGCACCUUUUUUCCCUCAACAUUAUCAUAACUUAAUCACCGGAAAAUUCCGAAUUUUUUUAGUGACAUAAGUUAUAAGUUUAGGUUUUUUUUACAGAGAAAAUGCGACUAUUGUCGUAAGGUUACGUCUGGAAAAAUCUUUUCUCGUAAUAUCUUGUAAUAGUGCACCUUUUUUUCCUCAACAUUAUCAUAACCUAAUUAUCGGAAGAUUCAAAAGUUGUUGUUUUUAUCAGAAUAUGACCUUAUUCUUGUAACGUUAAGUCAAUGUUGGAAAACUUUUUUUUGUAAGGCUACGUCACAAAUACAACUUUGUUCCCGUAAGAGUACAAUUCUGUUCACGUAAGAUUAUGACUUUAUUCAUGUGCAGUUAUAUCACGUGUCUCUCUAACUAGUACUACUUUAUUCUUGCAAUAUUACAACUUUUUUUCUCGGCACGUCAAAAUAAAAAUUGUACAAAAAAGACUAUUUUAUUCUCUUAAGAUUAUGACAGUUUUUUCUUGAGAAAAUACAACUUUUUGCUUGUAAUAUUACUGCUUUUUUUUCCUACGCUACGUCAUUAUGUGAAGAAAGUGAUGAGACAUGACACCCACACACGUGCAGACGGGUCACAAUAAGGGAUGCACCAGUGAUUCUAUACUCAACUCAGUUUGUGUCUUCAUAAAUCUGCUCUUAAAAAAUACUUAUGUGAUACAAGAAAUAAUCGGUAAUAUCGGUAUACAAAGUGGUCACUGAUGCAUUCCGACUCCUUGUCAACGACACUACCUCGUUUCUUUAUCAGGUUUUCAAUAGCCUGCUUCAAUGUAGCUAGCACCUUUUUAAACAUUAUUGAGUGUUUCUGAUUUUAAUGAAGAAAAAUGUUUUUGUUUUGACUAGACGAUUGUUUUAUGGCAUUUUUGGUACAAAAUUGGUGAAAUUACCUACAGCCAUGUUUUCUGCACCGGUAUUUCCUACGC